Molecule: messenger RNA, 1589 nt
Organism: Dendrobium catenatum
Lineage: Eukaryota; Viridiplantae; Streptophyta; Magnoliopsida; Asparagales; Orchidaceae
Product: DNA primase small subunit
Exons: 17
Coding region: 142-1497 (451 amino acids)
Biological process (GO): DNA replication, synthesis of primer
Cellular component (GO): alpha DNA polymerase:primase complex
Source: RefSeq, a predicted model, not a curated record
GAGUUUUGCACGAGUUCUUCUUCGUAGCUGUUCGACUUCUCCUUCGACGACGUUCCCUUCCUGUUGGAGCGGAGUUACGACAUUUUUUGAUCGGAAGCAACAACGGGAGCUCGCUUUCUGUGAAGGAUUAGGUUUGGGAUCAUGACUAAGGAAGGAAGUUUUAAUGAAAAAGAUGACAUGGAAAUUGAUUUACAUUCUUCAGGGAAUCAACAACUGAAGAAAUGCUCUCAUGAAUUUAGCUUUGACUAUCUUAAAGUUUAUUAUGGAAAGCUCUUUCCAUAUUCUGAUAUAUUUAGAUGGAUGUCGUACGGGAAUGAUGGAAAACAUCCUGCAUGUGAUGAAUCCUACUUCAGUCGAAGAGAAUUUUCUUUCACAUUGGAGAAUGAUGUGUACCUCCGUUUUCAGUCAUUCAAAAGUGCAACUGACCUUGAGAACUCUAUUAAGGAGAAAUGCCCUUCCAAGAUUGACAUUGGACCCGUGUAUAGUGUAGAUCCUUCAAAAAGGCAUGCAUAUGUGCAAGCUGGAAAUAAUGUAUUCACACCUGUUGAGAGGGAGCUGGUUUUUGAUAUUGAUAUCACUGAAUAUGAUGAUAUUAGAUACUGCUGUUCUGGUUCAGAUAUCUGCUUGAAUUGUUGGCCCUUAAUGGCAAUUGCCAUUAAAGUGAUAGACACUGCUUUAAGAGAUGAUUUUGGAUUCAAUCACAUUUUGUGGGUAUAUAGUGGCCGUCGUGGUGUUCAUUGUUGGGUUUGUGAUGGUAGGGCUAGAAGGCUGAGCAAUGAAGCGAGGUCAUCUAUUACAGACUAUUUCCAUGUAUAUAAGGGUAGUGAAAAUGGAUUGAAGAAAGCAUCAUUAACAGGCCUAGCUCUUCACCCUUUUCUUGCGAGAGCGUACACAGAUGUCUUGCUAGACUAUUUUGAGAGGACACUGAUACACAACCAAAAGCUAUUUUCUGUUGAAGAUAGAUACGAAAAGAUCCUUGAUAUCAUUCCAGAUAAAUCUGUUGCUUCAGAGAUACAUGAGAAAUGGCAAGGGAAUAAGAGAUCUUCCACUUCUGAAGAAGGUCGAUGGGACCAAUUAAAGAGCAUGUUGCAGUCUGGAAAGCAUAAGGGACUCCGUAGGUGUGUUGAAGAGAUUGUUUUCUCUUACACCUUUCCAAGAAUUGACAUGGAGGUUUCAAAGCAUAUGAACCAUUUGCUGAAGGCACCUUUCUGUGUACACCCAAAAACAGGACGUGUCUGUAUUCCUAUUGAUCCUAAGCAUUGCGAUGAUUUUGACCCUACAUCUGUGCCGACCCUUUCUUUGCUAUUAGAAGAACUUAAUGCGGGUGGUGUGCAAAUGGACGUUGAAAAUGACUGGGAAAGAACUUCGCUUGACCAAUCCAUCAUGUUUUUCAGGUCAUCCUUCCUGCAGCCAUUGAUGAAGUCUUGUAAGGAGGAGAUGGAGAGUUCAUACAGUGCAAGAGUCCAACAGUCUAAUAAGAGUUCCUUGGGCUGGUAGGCCCGGUUUCUUUUAUUAUCAGUCAAUUGGAACAAGAUGGUUGUAAUUUAAUUUUCAAUUUUUCUAUGGUUCUGCAUUUUGGUAUAUUUGAU